This is a messenger RNA of Hippocampus comes (tiger tail seahorse), 2848 nucleotides long. It is a transcript of the gene znf704, whose product is annotated as zinc finger protein 704. Lineage: Eukaryota; Metazoa; Chordata; Actinopteri; Syngnathiformes; Syngnathidae. Gene Ontology annotation, biological process: regulation of transcription by RNA polymerase II. The transcript is spliced from 9 exons. The record is from RefSeq and is a predicted model, not a curated record. Gene Ontology annotation, molecular function: DNA-binding transcription factor activity; RNA polymerase II cis-regulatory region sequence-specific DNA binding. Gene Ontology annotation, cellular component: nucleus. The coding region runs from base 1003 to 2529 and encodes 508 amino acids.
GUUGUAAAGAAAUGUAUCUUGGUAGACUGAAAAGCACAUGAAAUGUCUACUUGGUUUAUAUUCACAAAAACAAGAGCCUGUCGGGGUUUUUUUGUCCUCCAAUCUCGAGCCUAUUAAGUGGUAAUUUGGUAAAUCCCGUGACACAUAAAAAGUAGGCUACACGUCUGCAAACUGGGUUAAAGCAUAAAGUGUAUCUGUCUUCUCCAUUUCCCCCCUUUCCUCCCUCGCUUCCUCUCCUUCCUUGCGUAAUUGUUUUGAAUGGAGCGGACCCGACAGAAGGCGAGAAAGAGAGCUAGCAGGAGGAAGGAAGCGCAGGAGCGGUGAGCGGGUGGGGGCUUGUGGAGGCGUGUGCUCCGCCGGCCAAUGGCGGAGCGUCUCGACGGCGGGACCGCACAUGUUUACGUGCAGCAUUCCGCCGGUUGAGGCUUGAGCCGAGUCCGUACUGGAGCAUUCCGCAACUGGACGCGGAUCCCUUGAAAGCGCGUGUUUUCAACUAAUUUAACUUACGGCGGGUGCACGACAGCGAAUAGCGUCGAGUAGAAAGGUUUAAACGCGACAAUUGAAGCGAAGUCGUCGACGAGAAGAAGCUUGGUCGACCGGCUUGACGCCAUUUUGCUCCAUCGUGUAAACGUAACAUGGCGGCUAGGCCAGCUCCGCGUUUUCUGGCCGACUUCUCUCCCAGCUAGCGAGGCAGGCAGCGAAAACAAACAGGUCGAAGAAACGAAAAAAAACAGAAGCAGGAGCAAGAUUGGCAGCGGGUUUUGGACGUGGAGAGAAUUGUUUGUCUUGUCUUCACCGCGGAAGUCGGCGAGGACGACGACGGCGUCCGUUCGAGUGUCGAGCUCAACGAGUAUGUUCCCCCUUCCGGACGUUUUGUCAGGGCACCCGCUGCUGCCGCCCCUUGACGUUGUUUACCAGUCCGACAGCUUCAUGCUGUAAAAAUAAAUAAAGAAAAAUCCCUCCCCUUCCUCCGGUAAAUUCGCUUUGGACACCCGCGUAGAGAUGCACACCCGACGCCUGGUGAAGCGCUCCGUCCUCGGCAGCCGAGUGUACGCGCCGAGCCCGACCGGCGACGGCGCUCCGGUGACCGGAGUGGUCCAGGCUGUCAAGCAGGAGAGCGGCGGGGACGCGGGGGCCCGGCGUGGCGGAAACACCAGCAGCGUCUACACCGUGCUCCUGCCGGACGGCAGCCUGAAGGAGUUCGCGGAGGACGAGAUAGCCGCUGCCGGCUUGAACCACGCGAAGGGGACGCUCAAGCCCAGCUUGAAGAGCUCCAUUAACGGAGGCCCAGAAGGGCAAAAGGCGGACGGCCCUGAGACGACGACGGCGGAGAGCGACCACCGCGAGACAAACGGCAAACGAAUGGACCCCUGUCGGUCGGUGUCCCUGCUGGAACAGAAGCGCAAGGUUGUCUCCUCCAGCAUCGACGUCCCCCACGCCAGACGGUCAGAGGAGGAAGUGGAUAUGGACAAGGUGACGGCCGCCAUGGUUCUCACCAGCCUCUCCACCAGCCCACUGGUCAGGAGUCCGCCCGUCAAAGUCAGCGAGGCUCUGAGCGGCUCGUGGAAAGAGAACGGAUCCGGGGGUCCCUUCACUCCAUCCAGCAACAGCUCAUCGGGCGGCUACUGGAGCUGGUCGGCACCCAGCGACCAGUCCAACCCGUCCACGCCGUCGCCGCCUCUCUCGGCCGACAGCUUCAAGCCCUUCCGGGUGCCUGGCGGGGGCCCCCCCAAUGCGGGGCCCGAAGACCCCAGCCUGGAGGAGACGGAUGGAAGCAGCCUGCUCUUCGACGAGCCGAUACCACGCAAGCGCAAGAACUCCAUGAAGGUGAUGUUCAAGUGCCUGUGGAAGAACUGCGGCAAAGUGCUAAGCACCGCCGCCGGCAUCCAGAGGCACAUCCGCACCAUCCACCUGGGGCGCAACUGCGACUCAGACUGCAGUGACGGCGAGGAGGACUUCUACUACACAGAGAUCAAGCUCAACACGGACGCGGUUGCCGAGGGCCUGAGCAGCCUGUCGCCCGUGUCACCCUCCGUCCUGACCCCGCCUUCGCUGACGGACGGGGCCACGCCCCUUCCCCUGCCCCCGCCGCCGCCCUGCACCAAGGAGCCUCACUCUGGCAGCGCCACGCCGCUCAGCCGCUCUGCGCCCAGCGCGCUCUACCUCAUCCACGCCGACCACGCCUACCAGGCCACGGCUCCGGUGUCCAUCCCGUCCAACGGUGCGACAAACCCGGCAGCCUCUUACAGCUUCACGCCCACCAACGGCUCGGGUUUCAGCAUCUCCUGGCAGUCACCUCCCAUCACCUUCACCGGAAACAUGGUGUCACCCAGUAAGAGUCAGAGCUUCACCGAGCAGCGUUCCCAAACCAUCGCCGUCCUCUCGUCGCCACCCAGAGCCACAGCCGCCCUCAGUCGUAAAGUACGUGGCGAAGGCAAGAAGUGCCGCAAAGUGUACGGGAUGGAGAACCGCGACAUGUGGUGCACCGCCUGCCGCUGGAAGAAGGCUUGCCAGAGAUUUACCGACUAGAUGGACGUCGGGACCCGCCGAAACGGGGCGAGGAGCCUCGUUCUGCAUGCGUUCUCUCUUCACAUCAAAAAUCGCAACUGUCCAUCAAGCUCCAGCUCCGCCCCCAGUGCCGACAUCCCUCCAUCCCACAAGGUGGCGCCGAGCCAGGACGACGGUCCAUCAGUCCCACUUUUUGGAAAAGUGCAGCUAAAAAACUGUGUUCGGAAAAAUGAUACAUUUCUGAUGUUUUUUUGGGUUUUUUUUUUUUUUUUCUUCUUUUCUGUGUUUUGGAAAGUUUUUACAUGGAACGGCCCAGGAAAGGAAAAAAAACUUUGUUUUU